AUGUCCGACUGUACUCCUGAGCAAAAAAAGCUGGUAGAGGAGAUUCUCACCAUAAAACACACAGAUUAUUAUCGAGUGUUGAAAGUAGAUAAAUCAGCCAAUGAAAUCGAAAUCAAGAAGUCAUACAGGAAGCUGGCUAUCAAAUUGCAUCCUGAUAAAAACAAGCAUCCGAAGGCCUCUGAAGCGUUCAAAGUUAUUGCCAAGGCUUUUGAAAUCUUAGGAGAUGACUCUAAGCGUAAGAUAUAUGAUAUGACUGGUUCCGAUCCCGACUCUCGUGGAGGAAUGGGAGGUGGAACUGGAAUGGGAGGUGGAAUGGGUAAUAUGGGAGGCUUUCCAGGAUUUCAAGGCUUUCAAGGCUUUCCGCAAGCUGCAGCUGGUGGCGGAGGUCCUCUCAAUGAAGAUAUAUUCAACAUGUUAUUUGGAAUGGGAGGAAUGGGUGGAAAUGGAUUUUCCUUCCAGUUUGGAGGCAACGGUUUUCCCAACAAUGGCUACUAUUAUACGAAUAAUGCUGGUAUGAAUGCUAGAAGACAUGCUGCACAGCAGCAACAUCAGCAGCGCCAAAACGCUAGACGUGGUGCUAAUGGAAAUGGAACGCCUUCGGAGCUACCCUGGUCCCAAUAUAUCAUUCAAUUCCUACCGCUACUUAUUAUUCUCAUUUCGAUCAUCAUAAACUCCUUAAGUGGCGGCUCGGGCUCUAACGACGGUUACAGAAAUGUGCGUGAGUUCAGUGGACGUGUACCUAAAUACAGCUUCGAGUCAUCCGGUCUUCUUAGCGAAAAACGUACUACUCCAAAAUACAACCUCAACUACUAUCUUGAAAAGAAGACCCUGGAUAACUUCAAAGGACGAAAAAAUCCAGCAAAGGAACUAAACGGUUUGGACAAGUUUGUCGAAAACCAGUACGUUGAUAGGGUGAGCUUGGGUUGCUUGAGAGAGAGGCGCACAAAGGAGAGUAUUAUUGAACAGGCUCAGGGUAUUUUCUUCAAUGAUUGGGAAAGAAUUGAUCAAGCUAACAAUAUGGCAAUGCCUAACUGUGAAAGGUUGGAAGAAUUGCAAAAGAGACUGCUAUAG
Molecule: messenger RNA, 1071 nt
Organism: Pichia membranifaciens NRRL Y-2026
Lineage: Eukaryota; Fungi; Ascomycota; Pichiomycetes; Pichiales; Pichiaceae
Exons: 1
Coding region: 1-1071 (356 amino acids)
Biological process (GO): cellular response to misfolded protein
Cellular component (GO): endoplasmic reticulum membrane
Molecular function (GO): Hsp70 protein binding
Source: RefSeq, a predicted model, not a curated record